AUGGAUGAUGUGGACAAUAAUAUAGGUUGUGGAGGUGGUGAAGACGAUGAAUUUGUUAACGAAGAUAUUCAAAAGAAGUUGGAGGAUGCGGAAACUCCUUUAUAUGAAGGGUGUGAGAAAUACACAAAACUUUCAUCAAUUGUAGCUUUAUAUAAGUUGAAGAAUCUGAAUGGUUGGACAGACAAAAGUUUUACUGGACUAUUAGAACUCCUUUGUGAUAUGUUUCCCAAAAACAAUGUACUUCCUGAUUCCAUGUACUCAGUUAGGAAAUUUUUGAGAAAUUUCGAUUUGAAAUAUGAAAAGAUUGAUGCUUGUAUUAAUGAUUGUUGCUUAUUUAGAAAGGAGAAGGCUAAAAUGGAUGUUUGUCCUAAGUGUAGUGUUUCUAGAUGGAAAGUUGAUAAACACACAAAGAAUGUUAAAGUUGGUGAGGCUGCCAAAGUUUUGAGGUUUUUUCCGAUAAUACCCCGAUUGAAAAGAUUGUUUAGAUCAAAAGAAAUGGCUGAAAACUUAAGGUGGCAUUUCACUCAUAAAAAUAUUGAUGGGAAGAUGCGACAUCCAGUGGAUACACCUGCUUGGGAUUCCAUUAAUGAAAGAUGGCCAGAGUUUAAUCUUGAACCACGCAACCUUAGGCUCGGACUAGCUGCUGAUGGAAUUAACCCCUAUAAGAGUCUAAGCUCCACUUAUAGUUGUUGGCCAGUGAUGCUUGUUAUCUAUAAUUUACCACCUUGGUUGUGCAUGAGGGACGAAAAUACAUUUUUGUCAUUAUUGAUUCCAGGUCGUAAACAACCUGGAAACGAUAUUGAUAUUUAUUUGGAGCCUCUUAUUGAAGACUUAAACAAAUUGUGGAAUAAUGGAGUGCAUACUUAUGAAACAUUCGACAAAAGCUUCUUCAAUUUGAAGGCAAUGUUGUUGUGGACAAUAAACGAUUUUCUUGCAUAUGAAAAUCUUGUUGGGUGUACAACCAAAGGCAAGACAGCUUGCCCGAUUAGUGGUAAUGAUACAUGUACAACUAGGCUGAAACAUAGUAAAAAAAUUUCAUACCAAAAUACUAGGAGAUUUCUCCCGUUUGAUCAUACAUAUCGGUCUAAGAAAGCAUGGUUCAAUGGAGCUACAGAAGAAAGAGGCCCCCCUAAAGUUUUGAGUGGCAGUGAAAUUGUUGAAGAACUAAAUCAAAUUACCAACGAUUUUUGA
Molecule: messenger RNA, 1191 nt
Organism: Humulus lupulus (European hop)
Lineage: Eukaryota; Viridiplantae; Streptophyta; Magnoliopsida; Rosales; Cannabaceae
Exons: 1
Coding region: 1-1191 (396 amino acids)
Source: RefSeq, a predicted model, not a curated record